Messenger RNA from Mirounga angustirostris (Northern elephant seal), 1236 nucleotides. RefSeq names its product 6-phosphogluconolactonase (gene PGLS). The record is from RefSeq and is a predicted model, not a curated record. Bases 235 to 1011 code for a protein of 258 amino acids. NCBI's taxonomy places the organism in Eukaryota, Metazoa, Chordata, Mammalia, Carnivora, Phocidae. Gene Ontology annotation, biological process: carbohydrate metabolic process; pentose-phosphate shunt. The transcript is spliced from 5 exons. Gene Ontology annotation, molecular function: 6-phosphogluconolactonase activity.
AGGCUGAGAGCAAUCGCACGGGUUCCGCCCGCUCAAGCCCAGGACAGCGUGCAAAGAAUCAAUGAGCCCCUUCGGCCCGAAGGCCCGGCCCUGCCGCGACUUCACUCGUGGGACUGCGCAUGUGCCAGAGGCGGCCGCCCGAAGCUACUGACAGCCGUGUGGCAGGGCCGGCCUUCGCGCAGGCGCACUGGUGGCUGCCCGGAGCGCUUCCGCCUCCCCGCCGCCGCCGUCGCCAUGGCCGCGCCGGCCCCGGGCCUCAUCUCGGUCUUCUCGAGCCCGCAGGAGCUGGGCGCGUCGCUAGCGCAACUGGUGGCGCAGCGGGCGGCGUGCUGCCUGGCGGGGGCUCGCGCCCGCUUCGCGCUCGGCCUGUCGGGCGGCAGCCUCGUCUCGAUGCUGGCCCGUGAGCUGCCCGCCGCCGCCGCCCCCGCCGGCCCCGCCAGCCUCGCGCGCUGGACCGUGGGCUUCUGCGACGAGCGCCUCGUGCCCUUCGAGCACGCCGAGAGCACGUACGGUCUCUACCGGACCCACUUGCUCUCCAGGCUGCCCAUUCCUGACAGCCAGGUGAUCACCAUUAACCCCCAGCUGCCUGUGGAGGAGGCGGCCGAGGACUAUGCCAAGAAGCUGAGACAGGCCUUCCAAGGGGACUCCAUUCCAGUUUUUGACCUGCUAAUUCUCGGGGUGGGUCCUGAUGGCCACACCUGCUCGCUCUUCCCAGACCACCCCCUCCUGCAGGAGCGGGAGAAGAUCGUAGCCCCCAUCAGUGACUCCCCAAAGCCACCACCACAGCGCGUGACCCUCACACUUCCUGUGCUGAAUGCGGCCCGAACCGUCAUCUUCGUGGCAACUGGAGAAGGCAAGGCAGCUGUCCUGAAGCGCAUUUUAGAGGACAAGGAGGAGAACCCGCUCCCCGCCGCCCUGGUCCAGCCCCACACUGGGAAACUUUGCUGGUUCCUGGACGAGGCAGCGGCCGGACUCCUGACUGUGCCCUUUGAGAAGCAUUCCACGUUGUAGCUGGCCCUAGGGACACCGCGGCGGGGACCGCAAAUGACCCUCAUGGGCCGGGACCUUCCUGGGCUGGGGCCCGCUGCCACCACCGCUCCAGGCUUCAUUUUCAAAAAGCUGUGUGGUGCCACGGGAAGGCUGCAGGGUCCGGCCGCCAGCCCCGUGCCCCCGGGGUGCUCAGCCCACCGGCCAUGGCUCUGCGUGACCAGAUAUUAAAGGGAACAUUUGCUUGAA